Monomorium pharaonis (pharaoh ant) is the source of this 2085-nucleotide messenger RNA. RefSeq lists its product as uncharacterized. The transcript has 2 exons. The record is from RefSeq and is a predicted model, not a curated record. Gene Ontology annotation, biological process: DNA replication. The coding region runs from base 1 to 2085 and encodes 694 amino acids. NCBI's taxonomy places the organism in Eukaryota, Metazoa, Arthropoda, Insecta, Hymenoptera, Formicidae. Gene Ontology annotation, molecular function: nucleotide binding; DNA binding; DNA-directed DNA polymerase activity.
AUGAACGACUGCGCCAUCCAACUACCUACUGAAAACGAGAAAUGGCUGAGCUUCCGCAACAUCAACAAUAAGAAGCGCGUGCCAUUUGUCGUCUAUGCCGAUCUGGAGUGCACAUUGGAGAAGACGGAGAAGGAGGAUAUGAAAAUAUCGUACCAGCAUCAUCAUCAAGUAAUUAGCUUGGGAUAUUAUGUACACUGUUCGUACAAUGAUGCGUUAUCGGGGUAUCGGUUUCGUCGCGAUAAGGAUUGCGUUGCGUGGUUUGCUAAACAGCUAGAAGAAUUAGCGCAUCGUGUAAAAUCAAUUUUAUCUGCUAAGGUCCCCAUGGAAACUCUAUCGAAAGAGCAAUGGGAGGCAUAUCGUAACGCAAAGCAGUGUCAUAUUUGUGAUAAGCCGUUCGCACCGGAUGAUACACGAGUGCGAGAUCAUUGUCAUCUCACCGGUCGUUAUCGCGGUCCCGCGCAUUCGCUUUGCAACUUGUAUUAUCAGAAUGUGUUGUACAUACCGAUAAUUUUCCAUAAUUUAUCCGGAUACGGUUCACACUUUAUUAUCAAAGAAAUAGCCACAAUGUUCAAGGGAAAUAUCGAUGUGCUUCUCGUUACAAAAGAAAAAUAUAUUUCUUUCACGAAGCAUGUCAUAAGCAUAUUCCCAUACGAGUAUGUUGACUGUGUCGCAAAAUUGAAGGAAACGCGUUUGCCAUCGCGCGAAUUAUUCUUUAGUUCGUUGACGGGCGAUACCGUAUCCGAGAGCGAUUACGCACACGCCAAGAACGUAUGGGAUCGGUUCUCUAUUCGAACGCUGGGCGAAUACAGCGAUCUGUAUUUGAAAACAGAUGUAUUGUUGUUAGCCGACGUUUUUGAAAAUUUUCGUGACAAAUGUGUCGAAAGUUAUGGUCUCGACCCCACACAUUACUAUACAUUACCGGGAUUCACGUGGGACGCUAUGCUUAAAUAUACACGCGUCAAUUUCGAGUUGCUCACCGACAUCGAUAUGGUAAUGUUUAUCGAGCGCGGUAUACGUGGAGGUCUGAGUCAAUGUUCCGGCAGAUACGCGCAGGCUAACAACAAGUACAUGCAGACGUACGACCCAUUGAAACCAUCGUCGUACCUCAUGUAUUUCGAUGUGAAUAAUUUGUACGGAUGGGCAAUGUGUCAGCCGCUGCCCUAUGGAGAAUUUCGAUGGGUCGAAGACGUCUCAAAUUUUGACGUAAACGCGAUCGCUGUUGAUUCGCCCACAGGGUACAUUCUCGAAGUCGAUCUGGAGUAUCCACAACAUCUGCACGAUCGACACACUGACCUACCGUUCUGCCCGACGCGCGAUAAGCCGCCUGGCAAGCGAGAAUAUAAACUUUUAGCGACCUUGCACGAUAAGAAGCGGUACGUCAUUCAUUAUCGCAACUUGCAGCAAUGCACUCGUCAUGGUCUCCGCAUAACACAGAUACAUCGUGUAUUACAAUUCGUUCAAUCCACCUGGCUCCGCGAUUAUAUCGAGUUAAACACACAAUUUCGUACCCUCGCGAAAAACAAUUUCGAGAAAAAUUUAUAUAAAUUGAUGAAUAACGCCGUAUUCGGAAAAACUAUGGAAAAUGUGCGCAAUCACGUAGAUGUAAAACUUUUGACAAAAUGGACAGGACGAUACGGUGCGGAGGCAAUGAUCGCUAAACCAAAUUUCCACAGUCGCAGUAUUUUUGCAGAAAAUUUAAUUGCAGUCGAACUCCGAAAACUUAAGGUGAAAUUCAACAAGCCGAUUUAUGUAGUAAUGUGUAUACUAGACAUAUCGAAAAUUUGCUUGUAUGAAUUUCAUCACGAGUACAUGCUACCUUUGUACCAUGACAAAUCUAGAGUGAUGUACACAGAUACUGAUAGUCUCGUGUAUCACAUCGAGUGCGACGACGUAUAUGAAAAUAUAAGACGCGAUAUCGCAAGGUUCGACACGAGCGAUUAUCCGACUGGUAACGCGUACGGUAUGCCUCUUGUGAACAAGAAAGUUCCCGGGCUAAUGAAGGACGAGAACAAUGGUGCAAUAAUGACCGAGUUCGUUGGACUCAGAGCGAAAAUGUAUGCGUUAAAGGUGGAUGGAAAAAAAUGA